Aplosporella prunicola CBS 121167 is the source of this 750-nucleotide messenger RNA. RefSeq lists its product as uncharacterized. The transcript is spliced from 2 exons. The coding region runs from base 41 to 676 and encodes 211 amino acids. Gene Ontology annotation, biological process: mitochondrial respiratory chain complex IV assembly. The record is from RefSeq and is a predicted model, not a curated record. Lineage: Eukaryota; Fungi; Ascomycota; Dothideomycetes; Botryosphaeriales; Aplosporellaceae. Gene Ontology annotation, cellular component: mitochondrial inner membrane.
CCCCGUUGCGCCUCGAGCCGUGAACCCCAAUACUGACUGUAUGUGCAGCGCCACCGUCAGGGGAGGCACCAUUGGAGGUAUCAUUGGCCUGGCGAUCGGUGGCCUCGGUGUGUGGGGCGCGUCGAAGAGGUACCCCGUUUUUCGUCAGCUUACCGUCCCCAUGCGCGCUUUCCUUUGGACAUCGACUGGUACCUUUGCUGCCAUCAUCCAAGCCGACCGCUCUUCCCGCCGCUUCGACAUUGAGAACAACCCGGAGAAGAAGCGCCUGGAAGAGGAAGAGAAGGCCAACCAGGCUCUUCUCGAGUCCGGCAAGACGCAAUUCGAGAAGGUCAAGGACUGGGCUGCUGAGAACCGUUACCCGAUCGUCUUCGCGUCAUGGCUGGCUUCCAUGGGUCUUUCCUUCGGCAUCGUCUCGCGCAACCCCUUCCUCUCCGGCCAGCAGAAGCUUGUGCAGGCUCGUGUCUACGCCCAGGGUCUGACGCUCGCCGUCCUGCUUGCUUCCUUUGCUUUCGAGGCCAACGACGCGAACAAGGGCACUGGCCGCUGGGAGACGAUCAAGGUCCUGGACCCCAACGACCCUACGCACUCGAAGUUCGUUGAGAAGACAAUUCAUCACGAGCGCUACGCCGGCGAGGACCAGUGGAGAGGUAUGUGUGCAAUGCUAGAUACAACCUAAAUACGGUACGAACAGUUGCUGACCCGCGGACAGAGAUGGUCGAGGCCGAGGAGCGCAGGAUGAAGGCCCGCGAG